This is a messenger RNA of Heterobasidion irregulare TC 32-1, 1766 nucleotides long. RefSeq names its product serine protease S53. The transcript is spliced from 10 exons. The coding region runs from base 1 to 1608 and encodes 535 amino acids. Gene Ontology annotation, molecular function: serine-type endopeptidase activity; tripeptidyl-peptidase activity. The record is from RefSeq and is a predicted model, not a curated record. Gene Ontology annotation, biological process: proteolysis. Lineage: Eukaryota; Fungi; Basidiomycota; Agaricomycetes; Russulales; Bondarzewiaceae.
AUGCACGUACACGAGCGGCGUGAUGCCCCCCCGAGCGGCUUCGUGAACAGUGGCUCUGCUUCCGCUGAACAAACCCUCACCCUCCGCCUUGCGCUCGUGCAGAGCGACGCUCAAGGGCUGGAGGGUGCGCUUUACGCCGUUAGCACCCCCGGUAGCCCCCAAUAUGGCCAGCACCUGUCUAAGGAAGAGGUCGAGGCUCUCGUCGCGCCCUCAUCUGAGACGCUUGCAGCCGUCAACGAAUGGCUCUCAGCCAACAACCUCACGUCUUCCAAGGCCUCGCCUGCCGGCGACUGGCUUACGGUCGACACGACUGUCGAGACAGCUAACAAACUCAUAGACGCAGAUUUCACCAAAUUUACGCACCUUGAUACCGGAGUCCAAACCGUGCGCACGUUGAAGUAUUCGAUCCCUGUCUCCUUGAAGGGCCACAUCAGCCUCAUACAUCCCACCGUCGGGUUCCCUGUGAAGAAUAUCAUCAAGCCCGUCAUCAAGCCCUAUCCAUCUUCCACCCCGACCUCAAACGCUGUACCCGCGUCCUGCGCGACCCAGGUCACACCUUCGUGUCUGCAGGCACAGUAUGGAAUCCCUGCGACCCGGGCGAAACAAUCGUCCAACCAGCUCGGUGUGUCCGCUUUUGGCGACGAGUUUGCCAGCAACAGCGAUCUACAAAGCUUCCUGAAGCAAUUCCGGCCGGAUCUGCCAUCUACGUCCAGCUUUACGCUUCUGAGUGUCGAUGGCGGGCAAAACGAUCAAAGCCAGCCCGGCAUUGAAGCGAAUCUCGAUAUUCAGUACACCGUCGGUGUUGCUUCGGGCGUGCCCAAUACCUUCGUCUCAGUCGGUGAUAAUAAUGAAGACGGCCUGGAUGGAUUUUUGGACGAGAUAAAUCAAUUGCUCAGCCUUUCCAAUCCGCCUCAGGUUUUGACCACGUCAUACGGCUUCAACGAGAAUGAUCUUCCUAUAGACCUUGCUACAAAUCUGUGCAACGCAUAUAGUCAGUUGGGCGCCCGUGGAGUCUCCAUCUUGUUCGCUUCUGGUGACGGAGGUGUUUCAGGUGGUCAGUCCCAGGACUGCACUACUUUCGUCCCGGUCUUCCCAGGGACCUGUCCAUUCGUGACGUCCGUCGGAGGCACACAGGGUGUUAGCCCCGAAAUCGCCGCCUCUCUAUCUUCAGGCGGCUUCUCCAACUACUUCGCCCGUCCGUCCUACCAAGCCAACGCCGUCUCAAGCUACUUGAAAGGCCUCGGCAAUACCAACGCUGGCCUUUUCAAUAAGACCUCCCGUGCGUUCCCUGACAUCGCAGCCCCAGCUGAGAACGUCGUGAUCGCCUUAAGCGGCCAGUUCGGCCUUGUUGCCGGAACGAGCUGUGCCAGCCCGAUUUUUGCGAGCGUCAUUGCGCUCAUCAACGAUCAGCUCAUCACCGCUGGAAAGAAGCCGCUCGGGUUUUUGAACCCAUUCAUCUAUAAAAACCCGGGCGCGUUCCACGAUAUCACGUCUGGCAACAACCCAGGCUGCAACACCAAUGGAUUCCCUGCAAAGGCUGGCUGGGACCCUGUGACGGGCUUUGGAUCGCCCAAUUUCGCCGCGUUGAAAAAGGCGGCGGGGUUGUAACAGACGGCGCGUGUGUGCGUGUGAGGUAUUAUUUCUUUGAUGUUUGACGCUGUCGGACGCCUGUUGCAUUGCGUGUGAAAGGAUAGCUACGAACUGGGGUUAUUUGGUGUAUAUCAAUGAGUUUUCUCGGGAACUAUGCAAUGUCCGUGUACGUGGUG